AUGCCAUCUACAGCGCCAGACAGGACGUCGCAAGCCGGUGGCGAGCCCAAGAAUCUCGUCACACCCCGCUUCCGCCUCGUUCUCAUCUGGAUCCUUUUCUCAGCCGCCAACUACGGCUACGGCAUCUCAGAGCUCAACGCUCUCCAACCCGUCCUCACAUGUCGUAGUCGCAAUCCCGCCAUUCUCACGGCGCAAUCGCCAAUCACAACCGGCUGCAUACCACUUACAGAGAGCCAAUUCGGCCUUGCGACUUCUCUGUUCACUCUUGGGGGUCUCUUCUCGUCCUUCCUCAUCUCGCCUAUCUCCAAGACUCUCUCGUGGGGUCGAAAGACGUGUAUCACCUCCUCAGCUAUCGCUGGAAUCUUAGGGGGCUUAAUACUCUCCUCGUCCAGCACACUCUUCGGUCUUGGCGCUGGAAGAUUCAUACAAGGUGUCGGUUCGGGUGUUGGAGUAGUGAUGGUCCCCAUCUUUCUGAAUGAGAUCUCACCGGUCAGCUUGAAGGGCAGUAUCGGUGUACUGAAUCAGUUCAGUAUCGUGUUGGGUAUCUUUUUGGCGCAGGCUAUCGGGGCAAGUAAGUUGGGUGAGGAUGGGACGUGGUGGAGAGCUGUACCUGCUGUUUCAGGGGUCUUGUCUGUGUUGCAAUUCGUUGGAUCGUAUACGUGGGGCUUAGAGUCGCCGGGAUGGUUGGAAGGCGAAGCGAGGUCCGCAUUAGGCUCGACUGGCAUAGCUGCGAAAGAUGCGGCAGACAAAGUGCGCGCUCAUCUAUGGUCAGCGAAAGAGCUGCAAAGUUGGAAGGAAACCAGGCGAUCCACCGUCUCCCGCAGCUCAGGAUCAGACGAAGAGCGACAAGGGCUUCUCUCAGAAACCGAAGCCGAUACCGACGGUGCGGAAACCAGCUCAAACGUCCGCACCCAAACCACUCUCCCCCAACUUUUCACCGACCCCGAAGUUCGAGCAGGCACAAUCCUCGUCAUCCUCACUCAACUAGGUCAACAAUUAUCUGGCAUCAACGCAGUCCUCUACUACUCUGUUGGCAUUCUCGGCUCCAUCCUCCCCUCCCUAGCUGGAUCAAUUGCAAUUCUUAUCACAGUCAUCAACAUCCUCAUGACUUUCCCGCCCAUCUAUCUCAUCGAUGAACACCGCGUCGGGCGCAAAAACCUCAUGGUUGGGUCCGCACUCACCAUGGCUGCAGCCUCUGCUUUCCUGGGAGCGGGCAUCGUGUGGGGGUAUAAAGUGCUCAGUGCGAUUUGCAUGGUAUUGAUGGUAGCAGGCUUCAGUUUCGGUUUGGGUCCGAUACCAUUUGUGAUCUUGCCUGAAAUCGUACCUUCUAGAGCAGUAUCAACAGCAACUUCACUCGGACUCACUCUGAACUGGACAGCAAACUUCAUCGUGGGCUCAGCUUUCCUUCCCAUCAAGAACUACCUCGCGGGCUACGACAGCAACCAUACCGGCGGCGCAGUAUUCUGGAUCUUUGCCGCGAGCAAUCUCGUCACGGCCAUUAUCGUGGCUAAGAUGUACGACUAUAAGUCCGAAUAA
Molecule: messenger RNA, 1536 nt
Organism: Ustilago hordei
Lineage: Eukaryota; Fungi; Basidiomycota; Ustilaginomycetes; Ustilaginales; Ustilaginaceae
Exons: 2
Coding region: 1-1536 (511 amino acids)
Biological process (GO): monosaccharide transmembrane transport
Cellular component (GO): membrane
Molecular function (GO): hexose transmembrane transporter activity
Source: RefSeq, a predicted model, not a curated record